Molecule: messenger RNA, 1692 nt
Organism: Fragaria vesca subsp. vesca
Lineage: Eukaryota; Viridiplantae; Streptophyta; Magnoliopsida; Rosales; Rosaceae
Product: thaumatin-like protein 1-like
Exons: 3
Coding region: 139-1110 (323 amino acids)
Biological process (GO): defense response
Cellular component (GO): extracellular region
Source: RefSeq, a predicted model, not a curated record
CCUCCCUCCUCUCUCUCUCUCUCUCUCUCUCUCAUCACAUUUGCUGGAACUGGAGGGACACCAACCACAAACUACUCUCACAUUUCUUCCCACCAUCCUCAUCCUCCUCCUCCAUUUCCAGCUAGCUGCAGAGCUCAAAUGGCUACCUUAACCUUCUCGCUUUCUCUAUUCACCCUUCUCGCUCUAUUUACAUCAGGAGUGUUGUCAACAACAUUCACAAUGGUAAACAAAUGCGAGUACACAGUAUGGCCGGGCAUUCUCUCCAACGCCGGAGUCCCGCCGCUUCCGACCACCGGCUUCGCUCUCGUAAAAGGCGAGACCAAGACCCUAACCGCCCCCGCCUCCUGGGGAGGCCGCUUCUGGGCCCGAACACUCUGCUCCCACGACUCCACCGGAAAAUUCUCCUGCGUCACAGGAGAUUGCGGCUCCGGAAAGCUAGAAUGUUCCGGAAGCGGCGCCGCACCUCCCGCAACACUCGCCGAGUUCACUUUAGACGGUGACGCCGGCCUUGACUUCUUUGACGUCAGCCUCGUAGACGGUUACAACCUCCCCAUGCUGGUGGUUCCCCAGGGCGGGACCGGCACCAACUGUACCAACACCGGCUGCGUGGUCGACCUCAACGGCCUUUGUCCGUCGGAGCUCAAGGUGAGUAGCGUUGAUGGAAGCCAAGGCGCCGUCGCGUGCAAGAGCGCGUGCGAGGCGUUUCAGCAGCCGCAGUACUGUUGCAGCGGCGCGUACGCUACACCCGACACUUGCAAGCCGUCUUCGUACUCGGAGGUGUUCAAGAAGGCGUGCCCUCAGGCCUACAGUUAUGCAUAUGACGAUAAGACCAGCACCUUCACAUGUGCCAAUGCCGAUUACACCAUCACCUUCUGUCCCUCCCCUAACACCAGUCAGAAGGCUUCGCAAGGCCAAACCACACAGCCGGCUCAGACCAGCAACUCGCCGGAGAUAAACAGCACAAUGGUGUAUGAAGGCGCCUCUGACGCUGACGGAAGCGUAACAUCUUCGUCGUUCACGUCCGUCCACGUGUUCGCAUCGCAUGCAACUGCCGGUGCGGUCAGCGUCACGGUGGCUGUUUGGCUAUUGUGGCAGCACUACCUCUUCUAAAUUGUGAUAUGGCUGGUUCCGGGAACGUGGGCCCCCGCGCCUUUUUGGGUCUAGGCCUUUUCCGAAGCAUGGGCCAUGUGAUUUGGGGGUUUCGUUGGGUCCCCAUAUUGUGGCCGGCUGACGCGGAUUCGAGUCAGGCAAGAUGGGUAAAGCCCACCCACCCGCCAGCUACGUACUUAUACGACACUAUCUAUUGAGGCAGACGGGAUGUCGUUGUCCGUCUAUCUAUAGAAACUGAAAUUCGAUUGAUACUGAAAUCUGGAGCCAAAGCUUAGGUUAGCUAGCUGUUAGGUCGAGUAUUAGGGAAUAUAUAUAUUCUUUAUUUAUUUACCAUGUUAUCCGAAUAAUCUUUUUUUACAUUAAAUGGAGGGUCAUGAUUCAUUUGUAUAUUGGAGAUUUAACUGAGAUAUGAUUAUGUAAUUUAACUAAACCACCAUGUUCUCAAAGUUCCAUUUGGAUCACUUAGAAAAUAGGAGUUGAUAGAGGCUUUGUUCUUUAGUUUGUACUAGGAAUUUUAACCCGUGCGUUAUUGUGGGUCUGAGAAGAGCAAAUUUAUAUAUAUGGUUCUUUUUUUCAAUUCCC